Suillus fuscotomentosus is the source of this 879-nucleotide messenger RNA. RefSeq lists its product as uncharacterized. The transcript is spliced from 4 exons. The coding region runs from base 1 to 879 and encodes 292 amino acids. Lineage: Eukaryota; Fungi; Basidiomycota; Agaricomycetes; Boletales; Suillaceae. The record is from RefSeq and is a predicted model, not a curated record.
AUGCGCGCAUUGGUCUGGCUGGCCCUGGUAUACUCUGGUAAGAUCGCUGGGGAACAUUUCAACCCUCAGCUGGUGCAGAACAGGCUAUUUGAAGGAUACCUUCUCGAGCAAGUGAUGAGGCAUAUCUUCACAGGACCAUCCUCUGAUCUUUGCGCAGACAGUGAAUCUGUUGGGACGUGUCCAUGUAAUGCACGUCUCCAUAAUAUGAUGGAGGUAGAAGCUGAGAAUAUUGCAUAUGGUAGCCGUUUCGCCAUCGGUUUGUGCAACAAGUGGAAGGAAGAAGACAGCACUUACAAUUACCGAGAUGUGUACUAUCAGAUCAUUUUGACAAUCUGUGACGCCACAGACCCUAGUUGGGCAAAGGCACUGCAUGAACAUUGGAACCUCAAAUUGUUCAAAAACAAACUUGGGCUUCGCGCCUCAUCUUCCAUGAACACCACCGAUGACAAUGACAAUGACAACUUCACUCUAAUGCGAAAGCAGUAUGAGCAGAGGCUUGCAGAUGAAGCCACUUUGCAGAUGGUUUCUUUGGAUUCUGGUCCUGGAGAGGAGCUACCUACUCCACUGAAGAGUCCAUCUGUUCCUGUCACUGCAUCUGAUGGCGCUAAAUCUAGCACGAGUCUGCCACCUGAGAUUCUGCCUCCCAGCCCAGAUCCAAAGCCUCAGGAAUCUGCAACAUCUGAGAAGCCCAAGGAGCAGGUAGUAUCUGCUAAGGAACCAGCCAUUAAUGAUUUCAGUGAUCUUAGUGAGCCUGAUGAACUCGAUGAAGAACCCCAGCCACCAAAGUCCAAAGCCAAGAGGGGCCAUAUUCGUAAGGCUGUUGUACAAUCGCCAUUACCAGCACCAAAGAAGGCCAAGACAAGCCACAAGAAGAAAUGA